Dibothriocephalus latus is the source of this 378-nucleotide messenger RNA. NCBI's taxonomy places the organism in Eukaryota, Metazoa, Platyhelminthes, Cestoda, Diphyllobothriidea, Diphyllobothriidae. The record is from the annotation of a GenBank genome assembly.
AUGUUUGCCUGGCCUGGCAUGGGCAAUGACGUCAAAACUUGGGCCCGGUUCUGCCCCACUAGGUCUCCAUCCGGCACUUUUUCAAGAACCGACGGACGUUUCAGUCAUUUCCAUCUUGAGGGCGUUGGCCCUUUGCCUUCAGCCAAUGAUUUUGCACAUCUUUUGACAAGCGUCGACUGCUAUACCAGCUGGUCAAAAGCCCUCCAGUUGACAAACGCACAGGCAGACACUUUCAAAAACGGCUUUUUCAGUCGCUGUGUCGCAUUUUUUGGUACGCCAUCUACGGUUUCGACUGAUGGAUGGGCCCAGUUGGCGUCUGACCUCUUGGUUGCACUGGCUGCCGAACAAACGCCUACCACCCAGCCGCCAAUGGCAUGA